GCAGCCGAAGCACACUUCUGUGACGCAUGCGCUGUGAUAUAAACACAGAUGGAGAAAAAAACUUGCUAGGCUUUGCGGUGGGAUAUCUGAAACAAACGAGGUCACUGUAAGCUUAAUGACCAGUAAGGAACUGCAGGAUGUACACAUAUUUGCGUUUUGAUUGAAACACGGUGUUGAGGGUGUAGGUGAGUGACGCCAAGGCGUGGUUCACAUGACAGCGCGAGACCCUGGAAUUCCAGCAUGCGCCAAACACAGCAAACACGGCACGUCCACCAACAAACCAACGCGCAUCGCACCCGAUCUACUCAACACCAAUCCCAAUCCAGUCGCGAAGAUGAAGGACGUAGAAGAUUUCGAUCGCGUUUUCCAGGGGCUCUACUACAAAGAUGGUCUAAUUUCAGAAAUCCAAUCCUUCAGGGCUGCACUCGGUGGACGCACAUUCUUUGAGCGGCUACUGAUGCUGCUCAAGAUCAAGGCCAGCAAGAUGUACCCGCCGAAGGGCCCCGAGCAACUCCAUGAGCUGCACCUGCGCAUCGUCACCGCCGAAACCACGCUACACAACAAGCACUGCCUAGUCUUCUAUCUGCUCAAAGACCUGUCUGGACAACACCAUGAACCUACAGAGCUCUCCGAGGCGUUCGCUAAGGAUGUACACCUCGAGAAGCGCUUCUGGACGUUUGUUGAAGGACUCUGGUACCUCGACCAUUUCCAAUUCUCCACCGCAGUGGAACGUCUCACAUACCCGAGCAUAAUACCGACCUUCCCCGACGAGAUCAUGCAUACGCUGCUGACAGGAAGGGACAGGCUGAAUAGCCUCGGCAUGUCCAGAGACCCCAAAGAUGAUAUACUCGCACUCGCAUACUACAACUGUGUAAAGCCACCGCUAGAAGACGCGGGUGUCAGGAACGAGUUCGCCAAGUACCUCACAGAUCGCAAUGUGGCGGAGAUGUACGAUUGGAUUCACAGCCGGCCAGAGCACGAGCAGAAGCCGUUGUUGGAGAUUCUCAUUGAGCAGACAUUAGAGAAGAACGCUUGGGUUGAGGGCCCAGAACGAGACCUCUACACGCGGGAGGCCAAAUGUUUCGAGCUAGUCAGCUUGCCUUUUACCACAGAAGAAGAGGAAUUUAUCGAGAAGUUCCUCACAGAAGGCCGGGGUCGGACGUUCCAAGGCGCACAAGAUCUCGUCAUGAUGCGCAGGAUUGCUACAGGGAAGCUGGCUGAUGUCGCAGCUGAUGCGGGUAUUCGCGGAAAGAGGGUAGAUGGCAUUAACUGGGAGGUUUUGAAAGAUGGCGUCAAGCGAGGACUGGGGCCUAGAAAGGACGAGCAUGGCUUCUCUGUUUGAGGCAGUGAGGAAUAAAAAUCAGAUACCAUAUGCAUAGGGAAAGGCGUUCUAACUUGUUUGUACCUGGUCAACCCGAGAUGGACUUUGAACACUACCACCUGAAUGUAUGAUCGCGUUC
This is a messenger RNA of Pyrenophora tritici-repentis Pt-1C-BFP, 1460 nucleotides long. Its product is annotated as ELYS domain containing protein. Lineage: Eukaryota; Fungi; Ascomycota; Dothideomycetes; Pleosporales; Pleosporaceae. The record is from RefSeq and is a predicted model, not a curated record.